UCCAGCUUGUGAAGCAAAUUAUUGGUCUUUAGUGAUAUCUAUGCAUUCAGUUAAUGAAAUGAAAUCUAAAAUGCCUGUCAUUUGGAUCUUAUAAAACCACAGCUGUCACCUGCUCACAAUUUUACAAAACAGUCAUUGUCACAUCAAGAAUUUUGUAAAAACAUGUUUAGGUUUUUAUAUAUUAAAUGUCAAUGUGCAAAACUAAUAAAAGGGGGAAGGAAAGCAUGAAUUAAAAAGAAAUAGGCUAGUUUUAACAUGAUCCAACCUUUCAGUUCUUAAGCCAUUAUCGCUUUCCCUGUCCACCACGCGGCACUAGGAGCCUGUGCAGUGGUGGCCAAUGAGCAAAGGGCCACAGUACCCGGAUAGAUGUCAGGAAGCGCUCGGUAGGUCUGCAGAAAACAAACAUUUUCCAUUGAGUGGUUCUGCGUGUCCGCGUGUCUGUUCAUAUCGAUCUUGCCUGACUGAUCUGUUGGGUUCUCUCUUCAUGUUGCCGUCUGCCUGGAGCUCAUGGACGAGGGGCAGUGUCAGAGCAAGGACCCUGUGAGGCGGCGGAGCACAGGGGACUCCGAGCUUCAGAACGAGGUGGGCUCAGCCCACAGCCCCGACCAGAACCAGAACCGCCUGCUGGAGGAGGUGGAGCGGGGCCUGCACGGAGGCCAGAAACUCCUCCGGCAGGACUCAGCAAACAACAACAUAAGAGACGAGGAUGAAGGUUCCAGACUGGAAGAAGAGGAGGAGGAGGAGGAGGAGAUGAACAGUAACAGUGGGGCCUGCUUAUCAGAGCUGGACGGACAGCUACGAGACUCCCCUUUACUAAGUCCAAGCCCCUCAGCAUGUGAAGGCCCUCUCAGCCCUGAAGAGAUCCCAGCUGGUGCUGCUCUAUCCUGGGACCUCUCUCCCUCUCUGGCUACAUCGCUGCAGGCGUUGGAGGAGAAGGGAGACCAUGCCCUGCUGCCAAACUGCCUCCACCAGAUUGCCGAAGCCCUGGUGCUGGAAGGCGACUACACGAAGGCGCUCCGCUUCCUCCAGCUCCAGAGACUCUACCACGAGAGAGUGUUGUCCAAUCUUGCCGCCCUGCAGGAGCAAUGGGAGAACAGAUGGAGGUUGGUAGGUCAGCAUCAGGACUCCAGCAGUGUAUCUACUCCUCCUCCUCCCUGUGACAUGGACACAGAGCACCUGCAGAAGCUGAGGCACAUCUGCAGGACUCACAGGCAGCCAGCACAGAGCGCAGACAGGUGUGAGCUGGUGGCCAAAGCUCAGAGGAACAACACUAUGAGUGUGAGGGAAGAGCCUAGGAGUGAGGCGUCCAGCACAGAGAGGGUAAUGGAGGAGCAGAACAGCCAGGAUGGGGUUUCUCCCAAGCAGGAUGCUACACAGCCUGAGGAAGGCGGCUAUGUCUCUCUCCGCCAGCAGGGGGAGCCAGAACUUCUCCAUAUGCGUUUUCCCCGCCUUCCCACUUAUUCUCUCUCAGCCACGCCCUCCUCGGCAGUGACUGACAGCCCUUGGGCUAGUGGCGGAGAAGAGCCGAGCGAGAGCACCACGGCCCCCCUGACGGCAGUCAAGCCCAGCACACAGACCCCCAAGGAGACGCAGCUGCCCGGGCAACUGAGAGGGCCUGGAAGGCUGAUGGAGGCAGGGAGGGAGCGUGUGGACACGGAGCAAGACCCAGGCCCCAGCUGGGAGAAGGGAGAAGAAGUGGUGGCUCCUGCCAGCCUAGAGGAGGUGGAGCAGGUGGAGGAAGAGGAGGGUCUUGACCUGGAGGCCAGGGCGGAAGAGCAAGAACGGCUGGGUUCGGCGGUGCCAGAGGAGGAGCUGGGGGAGGAGGGCCAGGGGGUGGAGGCACUGGAGGUGGGGAAGAGGACCACGCUGGAUGACCUGGCCAAGCGCAUUCGGGUGGAGGAGAUUACCCCAGCUGCUGGUUUGGUUUCCAUUCUGAAGAGAAGAGGUUCUCUGGAGGGAUCCACCACUCCCGCAAUUCCGAAACCUGCUGGCAAGCGCAAGGUUCGCUUUCGAGUACCUGACGAUGGCCUGGAUCACGAUGAAGUGGGCGGAGACUCCUGGCUGCUCCUCCUCCUGUUGUGCUUGGCUACCGUGGUGAUCAGUGUGGGCGGGACCGCGCUGUAUUGCACCUUUGGCGAUGCCAAGUCCAACGUGUGCACAGACUUCUCCCACAACAUGGACUUCUACAUCGGGCAGGUGCAGCGUGGCAUAGAUGAGCUCAGGCACUGGUUCUCCCCCAGCUCAUAGCAGGAGAGAGUAGGCGCAGCAGCCAGGCGCUGCUCCAUCUCGCUGGCUAGAGGAGACUCACUCUCUACCUCCCGCUUCCUCCCUCUCAGCAAGCUCCGCCUCUCCCGCAGGGAUGGGAGCAGGAGGUGUAGCGCUCGUGUGCACGCCAUGCUGAAACGAUCCAUAACGGCCCUCACCGCGGCGCGUUAGAACUCUGGGUCUCUCCGAGCCACUUCCUGUGCCUCUCUAUGGCAAAACGAAGCAUCGUGAACAGCACAAGAACCUGCUGUGUCCGAACAUGAAGGUUGCGUUCUCCAUCAGGGUCUCGCUGCAACCUUCCAAACAGGGACAAUGCAACACACCUGCCUACAAGAGCUCGUGCAACUCUGUUUACUGCCGUCUACUUCACCCCACCUACAGAUGCAGAGUUUUUAAAGUCUUAAAUAUAGUCUUAAAUACAGUUUUGUGGCAUUUUACCUCAUUCUUUCCAAAGUCAGAUCAGCACUACAAUACUACAGAGAAGGCUGACAAAGAAGCCUUUGUAGGAAGUAGCAUACUCCAGUGUCCAGCCUAGAAUGAUGAGAUGGCAAUUUGUGGUAGGGACAGGAAAGCAAUAUGGAGUACAAAAGAAUGUUUUUAAUGCAUAGUCUCGGAUAUGAUGAUGCAUAUGUUAUUUAAUACCAUCUGCUCAGGCAUGUAAGGAUAUUGUCACGGUAUAAUUAUUGUGUUAAUUGUUACUGACAAAAGAACACUGUUCAUACCCUGUUAACAUUACCUCCUGCAUUGUUUUUAAGGUUUCAUUAUUUUUCAUGUUGUCAUACUGUAUUUUGAGUGUGUGUUUGUUUUGUUUUGCUGUAUAGAUCUCAGAGAAAAAUCAGCUUUUAUGGAUUUUGAAGGUUCUCUUUCUGAGCACAGUAUCAGACUUCCUCCAACAAAGUUCAAAUACAAAGUAUGUGUCUUAAAAACAGAUGCAGUCAAACUGGGUGUUGUAGUCCAUUUUCCCAAAACAGUGGGCCUCUUUUUCACAAUUCAAACAAGCAUUGAGAGAACAGCAAGAAGAUAUUAUUAAAAUUAUUAUUAAAGUGAUUAUUUAUCUUUGAGUUUGCACUUUUCCUCUGACGGGCUCAGAUGACAUUGUGGUACAAAUAUUCAGUAUAUAUUUAAUGUAGGAUUAAAAAGUUUAACUUUUGAAAUCACAAUCUUUACACAUGCCCUCUCUUCCUGAAUGUGGUGUGGAACUUCAUAUCAGUGUGAUCUGUCAUCUGUACUUCUGUAGAGCAAUUCUCUUUUUUUUUCAAGAAAGAAAAAACAAUUGAGAGUUAAAACCUGCUGCGAUAUGAUUUAUUUAAUUAACGGCAACAGAUGCAUUUGCUUACUGUAUCGUUCCAAUCUCUUUUUUUUUUUUUAUCUUGGGGCAAUGUUGAGGGGAAAUGCAAUGAAAUCAUCUAUGAAUGCAAAAUCAUGAUUCACCCUCGUGAUUAAAACUUACUGUGGGCACUGAA
Messenger RNA from Electrophorus electricus (electric eel), 3728 nucleotides. RefSeq names its product consortin, connexin sorting protein a (gene cnsta). Gene Ontology annotation, biological process: positive regulation of Golgi to plasma membrane protein transport. The record is from RefSeq and is a predicted model, not a curated record. Gene Ontology annotation, cellular component: plasma membrane; trans-Golgi network; transport vesicle. Gene Ontology annotation, molecular function: connexin binding. NCBI's taxonomy places the organism in Eukaryota, Metazoa, Chordata, Actinopteri, Gymnotiformes, Gymnotidae.